Molecule: messenger RNA, 318 nt
Organism: Puccinia triticina
Lineage: Eukaryota; Fungi; Basidiomycota; Pucciniomycetes; Pucciniales; Pucciniaceae
Exons: 5
Coding region: 1-318 (105 amino acids)
Source: RefSeq, a predicted model, not a curated record
AUGCCGCCGAUACAAGAAAGAGUGCCAGCAACUGACAUCCAGUCCACGAAGUCGCAAAUAUUCGGCAAACGCCCCACAGCCGACUCUAAAUGCCCGCCGGCCAACAAUGUUAAAUUUCAAGGUGAUUGCUGCGAUGAGGAAAACAUAAAUUUCUCUCAGUUUCACGAUUACAAGGGACUCGUUCAACCAAGCAGGCUGCAAACCGGCGUGAACUUCCCGGGGAAGCGCUACAUGCACAUGGCAGAAAGCCGCUAUGGGCUGGCCCCUUCUGAGUUACGUCAAGACAUAGAGAAUGCUAGACUAUCUCAAAAGACUUGA